GUUUAUAACGAUAACAUAAAAAUGCAAUCCUUAUUUGACGUAUUCUGCUCUGAAACUUUGUCCAUAUUUACAGGGCUUUCCCUGUUCCUACGGCCUCCAUUACUGACAAGUUUAAAACGCAUAACAAGAUUUCUGUUUCGGUAACAUUGGCAUUGAUUGAGCAAUGGCAAGCACCCUCGCGCGGUCCACUCUUAGAACUGCCUUACGAGGAAGCCCUCGUGCCACACCCCCUCCCAAGCGAAAUUUCUCUUCUUCUCCUCAUCACGAUGAUGCAUAUGAGACGGCCAAGUGGGAGAAGAUUACGUAUCUAGGCAUGGCUACAUGCUCAGGUUUAGCUUUUUAUAUUCUUUCAAAAGGCCACCCGCACCAUGAAGAACCUCCUCCAUACCCAUAUUUGCAUAUCCGCAACAAGGAAUUUCCAUGGGGUCCAAAUGGGCUUUUCGAGGUUAAGGACCACCACUAGGAGGAGCAUUCGAUUAUUGGAUUUCGACAACCGAGUGAGGUAUUUGAAGGCAGCAGGCAAUAGCCUAUUUCUUGUCAACGUUUCAAGGAAAACACUGAUGGUAGUUUCGUAUUAUUUUAUGGAACUGUUAUCUACAACUAGCACUUGACUAUAUGGUCUUUCUUAUUUAAUUCAAUUUGUUUGGUUUAAUUUGUUGAAAUUGAAACAUAAUAAAACGGGUACCAUACUUUGUACUUUUUCUCUCACUACUUGGUCAAUUCAUUCUGCCUCAAUUUUAGCUUCUUCAAUGAAUCUGCUAAUAUUUUGGAAGUACUUAAAAUAUAAUGUAAAUGAUAUAACAAAAAAAGCUUAUAAAAAAAUCUGACCGGAACAUUGCACAAAUGAAUUUUCUUCGUGAAAGUAUAAGAUGUUGAGAAAGCGACUUGCCGUUUUAGCCUGCAUUAGCUAUUAUAGCUAAAUUGUCGUUUUAUGUUAUGUUAGCUGCCGAGUAGCCAUCAAGGUAGUGAAAGGCCAACUGUCUAAGCUAUUAAGUGGUCUUUACAAUCAAAUUCGGGUAUGUUUGGUUUAAUUUUCAAGUGAAAAAGAUUAAGUUGAAAGAAAAAUCCUGUCACAUCUUUUUUGUUCUACUUAGAGAUAAUAUCUUGCUAGUUGCUAUGUGCUAGUCUUCAAUACCAAUUAUGCUCGGACCCAUUCAUAAAGUCACUGGUUGUUGUUACUUCGGGUUUAAGAUCGCUGUCUAGUAAUAGUAAUACCAAUGCCUCGUGAGAUAAGAAUGUUGUUUAGUGUUUCCUUUUUGUAAGGUGAAAAAAGCUGAAAGAGUUCAUACUCAUAGACUACAUAUUUUGAAGCAGCAGAAAUAAAGCAAAUUGAUAUCUUCUGUGGACAAUCUUGCCAAUGCAAAUUGCAAUUAGCAAUGAUCAAAUAUAGAAAACAAAAAUUUGAUACAUAUUGGUCACGUAAGGAAAUCAAAAGAAUUACUAGGAUUACAAGAAGAAAGCAGAGGAUACAAUUCAUUUAUUUAAAUUACCAUUUUGCAGCAGUGACAUCAUACCUCCCUUAUUUCUGUAUUUGUUCCUGGAAUGGUUCCCAUAUCUAUGCCGCGCUCUGAGAGUUUGAAGAAUCAGAGUUGCCUUGAUCAUUCUGCUGAGAG
Arachis ipaensis is the source of this 1613-nucleotide messenger RNA. Its product is annotated as cytochrome c oxidase subunit 6a, mitochondrial-like. NCBI's taxonomy places the organism in Eukaryota, Viridiplantae, Streptophyta, Magnoliopsida, Fabales, Fabaceae. The record is from RefSeq and is a predicted model, not a curated record. Gene Ontology annotation, molecular function: enzyme regulator activity. Gene Ontology annotation, cellular component: mitochondrial inner membrane. Gene Ontology annotation, biological process: mitochondrial electron transport, cytochrome c to oxygen.